UUCGCAUGGGAGACAUCAACGACCCGACCGGUGAGGGCAAGUGCAAGCCGUUCGACUGGCCUGUGCAAUACUGCCUAGGACAACCAAGUUUCCGAGCAGGCUGGCAAGAGCUACAUCAAAAGUGGUGGCUGCGAGUGCUGGAGAAAGCCGGCUUCUUGAACGCAAAGACUGGAGGUCAAGACCCGCGGAUGAAUCCUCUAGGCAACUAUGCUAAGGUCAGGAAUCCUUCAAACGACCUGCACGAACGGGUACAUCCAGUCUUCAGACGAGACAUGUGGGAUACCACGGACGAGAUUCAUCAAGCAAUCAAGCCUGCACUUCUUCUGGCAAGUGCCUCCCUUGACGAUGUCACCACAUUGAGUCUCUUCUACGCCCUUUCCACGCCUUCUUGUGUGACAUCAUUUAACGACCCAGAGCUAGGCCAGUGCAAAAGAGUCAACAUGCCCGAUACUCUGACUGCAGUCCAGCAACAUGAGACCUUCACUAAGCUGUGUCAGAUGCGAAAGUGGACACACUUUUACUGGGAGGACCCUCAGAUGUUGAUUAAUGUAGGCGCAUUGGCGUACUGCUACCCCAUCGAGGAUCUGAGUGAGCCUGUUGGACAGCAAGAGAAACUUGCUUCUGGACCGUGAG
This is a messenger RNA of Aureobasidium subglaciale EXF-2481, 633 nucleotides long. RefSeq lists its product as uncharacterized. The transcript has a single exon. NCBI's taxonomy places the organism in Eukaryota, Fungi, Ascomycota, Dothideomycetes, Dothideales, Saccotheciaceae. The record is from RefSeq and is a predicted model, not a curated record. The coding region runs from base 6 to 632 and encodes 208 amino acids.